Linum tenue is the source of this 3499-nucleotide messenger RNA. The record is from the annotation of a GenBank genome assembly. NCBI's taxonomy places the organism in Eukaryota, Viridiplantae, Streptophyta, Magnoliopsida, Malpighiales, Linaceae.
CAUCAACUCCUUCACUUAACUGAACUCUCAGUUCCUCCUGUAUUCUCGUUUAGGACGUUUCUCUGUAAUUUUCCCCCGUACGUGUAACUUCUUUCCGGAGCUUCGCCUCACUCGUGCCUGUGUUUUUUCUGAUUUCUUUCAUUUUCCCAUUGUUCAGAAUCCGUGUGUCGGGCGGCCGCGUCACGAUGGGAAUGAUCCGAAUCGGUGCGACGAGGAAAAAACAGAGUCCGGUUUUGGUGGUUGGAAUACUAGUGCUUGCUCUGUUUUUGGAGGCGGCAGAUGCAGAGUACCGGCGUUACAGAGAUCCAACGAAACCGAUGGGGGGCCGGAUCAGGGACUUGAUGGGGCGGAUGACAUUGCAGGAAAAGAUCGGCCAGAUGGUUCAGAUUGAUCGCAAAGUCGCUUCAGCUGACGUCGUGAAAAACUACUUCAUCGGAAGUAUAUUGAGCGGAGGAGGAAGCGUCCCGGGCCAGAAAGCUUCGCCGGAGGAAUGGAUCAAGAUGGUCAACGAGUACCAAAGCGGCGCCAUGUCGACCAGGCUAGGGAUUCCGUUGAUUUACGGGAUCGACGCCGUUCAUGGUCACAACAAUGUGUACAAUGCCACCAUUUUCCCUCACAACAUCGGCCUCGGAGCUACCAGGUGACUGAGUGAUCAGUUUUCAAUUUCAUCACUCCGAUCCCCCCUUCCUUUUAUUAUUUGUGGCGGCGCGUGAUGAGCUGGAUGAUUGUUUUGGACAGAGAGCCAGCGCUGGUAAAGAAGAUAGGAGCAGCGACGGCGCUGGAAAUGAGAGCCACCGGAAUUCCUUACGCUUUUGCGCCCUGUAUCGCGGUGUGCAGAGAUCCGAGAUGGGGGCGGUGCUACGAGAGCUACAGCGAGGAUUCGGAGAUAGUGAAAGCAAUGACGGAGCUAAUCCCAGGCCUGCAAGGAGAUGUUCCUGCUGACGCCCGCAAGGGAGUCCCUUAUGUUGCUGGAAAGAGGAAAGUGGCAGCGUGCGCAAAGCACUUUGUGGGCGACGGCGGGACGGUGAAGGGGAUCAACGAGAACAACACCAUCAUCGACUGGAACGGCCUGAGAAGGAUCCACAUGCCUGCCUAUUUCGCCUCCAUCGUCAAAGGUGUCUCCACCGUCAUGGUCUCUUACUCCAGUUGGAACGGCGUCCGGAUGCACGCCAACCGUAACCUCGUCACCUCCUACCUCAAGGACACUCUCAAGUUCAGGGGGUUUGUGAUCUCUGACUGGCAAGGAAUCGACAGGCUCACCGACCCGCCACACGCCAACUACACUUACUCCGUAGAAAAAGCAGUUGCUGCUGGACUUGACAUGGUGAUGGUUCCACUAAACUACACGGAGUUCAUCGAUGACCUAACCCUACUGGUGAACAAAGGGGUGAUACCGAUGAGCCGGAUCGACGACGCCGUACGGAGAAUCCUGAGAGUUAAGUUCGUGUUGGGCCUGUUUGACAACCCAAUGGCUGACGAUAGCAUGGUCAAUGAGCUUGGCAAGCAAUGGUCGACCACCAAAGUCACGUACGAGGAAGCCCCAACAGCAGACUACGUGAAGGCCAACGACUUCUCCUACGCCAUUGUGGUAGUGGGAGAGCAUCCCUAUGUGGAAACGGGAGGAGACAACCUCAACCUGACCAUACCGGAUCCCGGCCCAGCCACCAUUCGGAAUGUCUGCGGAUCGGUGAAAUGCGUCGUCGUUUUGAUCUCCGGCCGUCCGCUGGUGAUCGAGCCGUACGUUGACUCCAUGGACGGCCUCGUGGCGGCUUGGCUCCCCGGCACCGAAGGUCCCAGGUGUCGGAGCAAGGAGAUGGUGGCGGCUCUUGAGAGAGGUGUCGGCGGGCUUCGCAUUUGGGAUCCAGGGUUGUUUGUUUGUGCAGAGGUUUGUUUGGAGAUGCGGUCGGAUACAGGCUUUCGGUGCAAGAAUCGAACAAAAAAUGAGUCCGAGCGGGCGACUUUUCAAGGUCCUCAUCCCAGCGGCAGGAAGAUCGAAAGGCUGGCAGGUGUUAUCGCCCUCGUCCAAGAGUUCUAUCAUGACGAGCAUCAACUGCGUGUCGAUAUGUUUGAGACUUUGGGGUCAGCGACUGAUCUGCCUGAGGCCCCGCUACAUCCAAAUCUUAAUACUCUGCGAAAAUCUUAUGCAGAUGUUGUCAGAGGUGGGGGCUUCUAUGGAGUUGGUAGUUGCUCUAUUGUACAGGAUUCAAGUGGAAUUUUUAUUAGAGUGGGUCAGGAAGGAGUCUCGGAAAGGUCCGGUACGCUGGAGCGUUGCUUGGUUAUCAGGUUUCAAUCGGUUGGCCACGAAGUUUUCUCGAGGGACCAGUUGAGCGGUUUCAGGAGAUGGGCAGAGAAGACUUGGGCCAGUGAUUCUAAUUUUGGUUUGGAGGAACUUGACGAUGGUAGAUGGCUGCUAAUCUGCCCAAGCUUACGCGAACUAAUGAGGAUUAAUAGUCUGGCUGGUCAUCAGUUUAAGAACUUCCUUGUCUCAACUUAUUUGUGGAAGGAGAUAGACGAGGGGGCUCCACGGUUGGAUGAUGCUUGUUGGAUGUUGGUCUUCGGAAUCCCUCUGCACCUUAAGAGCGUCAAUCUUAUCAGAACUAUUGGAGAGUUCUGUGGAAAUUUGUUGGAUAUAGAUUGGAAUUCUUGGGCAUCCUCUUGUGUUCGCAUGAAGGUGAUUGCAAAGGGAUCUACAUCAUCUUCAAUCCCCCUGGUUUAUGAAGAUCAAUGGUUCACCGUGGAUGUUAAAGUUUUGCCGGCGUCUCUGUCGGGAGGGAGGCGCGAGUCGGAGCAAGGGAAGAGAGGGGAGAAGUCGAAAGGUCAUGAGGAUUUUCGGGUUUCUCAAAGCACGGGUAGCUCCCAAAGCCAGUUUGUCUCGCGAGUUUCUAUGAGGAAUUUGAAGCGUCGUACUUUGAGGGCGGGUCGCCCAUCUUUAGAGGGAUCUUCGAGCAUGCAUGGGGGCGUACAGGGAGGCUCAAACACUAUUAGGGUUGGAGAUCUCUCAGGACGGGUUAAGAAGGUGUGGGUUAGGAAAUUUGGGCCGCUACUCAGGCCCACCCCUCCAGAGUCGGUCGACAGGUUCGUCGAGCCUGCGUCUAUUUCUGCUGGGCCGGGUUUAAUUAUCUAUAGCAAUGGGUCCGCUUCUGGGCCCAUGCCUGGGAGGAUCUUUUCGGCUUUAUUUUCUAAGAUGAUGCAGCCGUUCUCAGGCAUAUCGGUGGUGUUUCACUGUCCUUCUCCAGGUGUUAUUCAAAUCUAUUUUGAAGAGGAUUCUUCCCCCUCUAGUCGUGUUGAGAUGUUGGAGGGCAGUCAGGGGGCGGCAGAGGGUUCUCCUCCGGAGUCCCUGCGGAAUGUUGCGGAGUCGCUCUCCCCUUUGCAAUCGGACCGUGAGGUUGGGAGCCCCCUGAUUUUGAUUUCCCCUCCCCGUCUUGUGUUGCUGAUAGUCAGCCUAGGUUUUGGAGUCAAGAUGUUUUUCCCUUUGAUCUGGGCACUUUGGAGUCCAUAA